This is a messenger RNA of Dendroctonus ponderosae (mountain pine beetle), 1032 nucleotides long. RefSeq names its product exosome complex component RRP41 (gene Ski6). The transcript is spliced from 3 exons. The record is from RefSeq and is a predicted model, not a curated record. NCBI's taxonomy places the organism in Eukaryota, Metazoa, Arthropoda, Insecta, Coleoptera, Curculionidae. Bases 258 to 1013 code for a protein of 251 amino acids. Gene Ontology annotation, biological process: nuclear mRNA surveillance; U4 snRNA 3'-end processing; poly(A)-dependent snoRNA 3'-end processing. Gene Ontology annotation, cellular component: nuclear exosome (RNase complex); cytoplasmic exosome (RNase complex); nucleolus.
UAGUAGCGUCACUGUGAUCUGUGGACAACCUCAAACAGGAAGAAGAAGAGCGCGUUUUGUUUCUUAUAUUUUUGGAAGCAAAGUUUUUGAGGUUAUUUCAAAUAAUGCUCAAGAUUAUUCAAGAAUAGGCUCACUAUAUACUUUCACAAAGUAGUUUUGUAAAUGUGUUUGUAUUUAUUGUACAAAUAUGUAAAUUUGCAGUUUGUAAAAUUAUAUGUGGUCUCUUAGACUAGUCUAAAGUUUCAGAUAUAAUCAGAAUGAGUAGAAACAGAGAAUUGAUCUCAAAAAUAGGCCUUCGCUUGGAUGGUCGAAGGCCUGAUGAGUUGCGGAGAAUUCGCUGUAAAAUGGGUGUUUUCAGUCAGCCUGAUGGUAGUGCUUACAUAGAACAAGGACUUACUAAAGUCUUGGCUGCAGUUUAUGGACCUCAUCAAGUGCGUAGCAGGCAGAAGGCCCAACAUGAUGCCUGCAUUAUUAAUACCCAAUUUAGCAUGGCAGUUUUCUCAACAAACGAGAGGAAAAAGAGACCAAGAGGUGAUAGAAAAUCCACAGAAAUGUCUAUGCAUCUUCAACAAGCAUUACUCUCAGUAAUUGAAACGGACUUAUAUCCAUGGUCUCAGAUAGAUGUGUAUGUAGAAGUUUUGCAUGCGGAUGGUGGCAUAUACCCUGCUUGUGUGAAUGCUGCAACAUUGGCAGUCAUCGAUGCUGGAAUUCCUAUCAAAGAGUAUGUGUGUGCUUGCACAGCCAGUUUGGGCAAUAAUGAAGUUCCGAUGUUGGAUGUCUCGCAUCAGGAGGAAAUACUCGGGGGGCCUACUUUAACCGUGGCAGCUCUACCGAUGUCUGGCAAAAUUGUUCUAAUGGAAAUGUCUCAAAGAUUUCACCUGGAUCAUUUGCCUAAAGUGCUCAACAAAGCGUUGGAAGGCUGCAAAGAUGUCAAAGCGAUAUUGGAUGAGGCAGUGAAAAACCAUGUGAGCGAAAUAGGUAGCGCAACAGGUUGGGCUAACACCACUAGUUGAAAUAAAUUAUUUUUCCUUA